AUGCUGUUGCCCUCUUGCCCCAUUAUCAGUUUGUUAAAGGUGAAGCUCAUCAAGACCGAGAUGGAGAAUCAGUGGUCAGUGGGAUAUGUUGAAGAGGAGAUCCAGCCGGUUCCCUCUGAGCCUGCAGCUCGAGCCGGGUGGAACAGAAAGAUAGAGUAUAUUCUGGCUCAGGUGGGGUUAUGCGUCGGGUUCGGCAACAUCUGGAGGUUUCCAUAUCUGUGCCAUCAAAAUGGAGGAGGGUCUUUCCUCCUCCUCUAUGUGCUACUCCUGCUGACUGUGGGGAUCCCCCUGUUCUUCCUGGAGCUGGCCACCGGGCAGGCCAUCCGACAGGGCGGCAUCGGGGUGUGGAAGUUCAUCUCCCCCCGGCUGGCAGGGAUCGGAUACUCCAGCUGUGUGGUGUGUUUCUUCGUGGCUCUCUACUACAAUGUGAUCCUUGCAUGGAGCCUGUUCUACCUCGGGAACUCCUUCCAGUCGUCUCUUCCUUGGGAACACUGUCCAGUAGAGGGGAAUGUGACAGUACCAGAAUGUAAAAAGAGCUCCCCCACAUCGUACUUCUGGUACCGUAAAGCUCUGGAUAUCACCGACUCCAUCGAUGAGACGGGCUCUUUCAACCCGUACAUCGUCGGCUGUCUGCUGGCCGCCUGGACCCUUGUGUGCCUGGGAAUGUUCAAGGGUAUCAAGACCUCUGUCAAGGUGAUGUAUUUCUCCUCCAUCUUCCCCUACGUGGUGCUGUUCUGCUUCCUGGUUCGAGGCCUCAUGCUGGACGGGGCUUUAGAGGGAAUCGUCUUCAUGUUCUACCCAAAGCUGGAGAUCUGGGCCGACGUGCAGGUGUGGCGACAGGCAGCCACUCAGGUGUUCAUUACAUUUGGUAUCGGCCUUGGGUCGAACAUCGCUUACUCCUCCUAUAAUCCCAAAAAUAAUAAUUGCCAUCGUGAUGCCUUCACUGUCUCCGCGAUUAACCUCCUCACCUCUGUGCUGGCCACUCUGGUGGUGUUCGCUGUGCUCGGUUUCCACGCCAAAAACAAGGCCGUGGCAUGUGUGGUCAGUAAUAUUAAGCAGUUAUCGGAGCAGUUUGCGGAGCAGUUAUCGGAGCAGUUUCUCAGCGGUCCUGUGGAUAUAAACUUGAUGCCAAGCUUCAACUAUUCUGAUCCCAGUGCUGUGGCUCUAGAGGACUACAGGGCCUGGUUCAAACUGCAUGGAAAUCAGUUCCCAGGCAAUCUAACAGACUGUGACCUGGAAAAAGAGAUGCAGCAGGGUGUGGAAGGAACAGGCAUGGCUUUCAUCGCCUUCACAGAGGCCAUCUCUCUCCUGCCUGGCAGCCCCUUCUGGUCAGCGCUCUUCUUCCUCAUGCUGCUCAACUUAGGGCUCGGCAGCAUGUUUGGCAUAAUGGAGGGAAUCCUCACCCCGCUCACUGACCGCUUUGAAACACUGGCUCAGAACAAGAUCAAGUUCAGAGUUGUCAGCUGCAUCAUCGGCUUUGUAAUCGGCCUCCUCUUCACACAGCGCUGUGGAAACUACUUUGUGAUGAUGUUCGAUGAUUACUCUGCCUCUCUGCCACUCAUCAUUGUUGUGGUUUUUGAGACCUUCAGUGUGUCCUGGCUGUAUGGAGCUGAUAGGUUCCUGGAUGACAUUGAGGGGAUGCUGGGCUGGCGUCCUCAUGUGAUCUACAAGUACCUGUGGAAAUACGUCUGCCUGCUCGCUAUGCUGGGGCUGCUGGGCGCCACCACCAUCCACAUGUUCAUCCAACGCCCCACCUAUAUGGCAUGGAACCAAGAGAAGGGAUCUGAGGAGUACCUCGAGUACCCGGACUGGGCUCUGGCUGUCAUGGCCUUGCUGAUCAUAUUUGCUGUGAUGCCCGUCCCGAUUGCUUUGAUUCACUCUGUCCUGGACAAGACAAAAGCCAGAGAUUCAGAGGCCUGUCAGUAUAGCAUUGUUAGCACCAGCUACAAUUGUGGAAGUCUGAUGACUGACAUGUCAUACCUGGACCAAAAAAAAAAGACUGCUGCUUCUGUUUCCUCAACACUGGACAUGAAGUUACACAAAUGAAUUGCAGAGAAAAGUACAACGUUCAGUGGACCAUUUUGAAGUACAUUUGAAUAAGCUCACAGGUUCUUAUUCCCACAAUAUUUGAUUAAAUAACAUAAAAUACAGCCUUUUAUAUUUAUCUAUAUCACAGCACAGAGUGACUGAAUUCACUCACAAGUGAAUGAAUAAAUAAGUAUUUAAAAAAAAAAAGGUAAAAAUAAUUCAAACAUGCUUCAUCUAUUUAACAAAUUGUAAUCUAGUAUGCAGUGGAAUAUAUUACAUGCUAAAGAGUUUAUACAAGCUUGGAAACUGCAUUGUUACUGCAGUUAGU
Molecule: messenger RNA, 2356 nt
Organism: Gymnodraco acuticeps
Lineage: Eukaryota; Metazoa; Chordata; Actinopteri; Perciformes; Bathydraconidae
Product: sodium-dependent neutral amino acid transporter B(0)AT2-like
Biological process (GO): sodium ion transmembrane transport
Cellular component (GO): membrane
Source: RefSeq, a predicted model, not a curated record